UUAGCUUGAUUCUUUGAAAUGAUCCGCUAUCUUCAUUUUUUUGUCCAGAGGAGAUUUAAGUUGAUGGUCCUGUUGCUCCUUUUUCUCACCUUCAUUAUGCACUUUGCUCUAGAUAUAUCCUCAUAUUCCAUCAUUUCUUGCCCCUGUUCUUCUGACAACCACCCCAGAAGUAAGGUUCACCAUGUUCGAAAACCUCCUCCUGCGAGGGCGCUGCAGGACAUUAGCAGCAACAGCAAUAGUUCCACACAUGUAUCUUCGAUGGACAUCAUUCAAGGGAUUAAGGAAAAGCCUGCUGAAUUCCAGAUUUUAAAGAAAUCAGCAAAAGAAUAUUCUGGUUCAAAGCUGGAUGCUCUCUUCCGUCACCCUCUGUAUAAUACCCGUAUGCCAACAAUAAAGGAAGAAGACAAACUAUUUAAAGUUAAUCCUAAUGAAAAAUUUACUCUGAAGGGCAGCGGGAGUGACGAAUGGGUCAGUGCUGAUAUGCAGUUUGUCCUUCCAACAGGGCAAACCCCAGAGGACACUUACCCUUCAUGGCUGAAGUUUCACAUAGGGAUCAAUCGUUAUGAGCUAUACCCAAGACAAGAUCCACUCAUUCCUAUUCUGUUAAAAGAUUUGUCCUCGCAGCGUAUUCUGCAAUCAGUCCAGAUACCUGGUGGGACACAGCUCAAACUACUGAUGACCUUCCCCAACUAUGGACAAGCCCUCUUCAAACCCAUGAAACAAAGUCGAGACCAGGAGACCCCCGAAGACUUUUUUUACUUCUCAGAUUUUGAAAGACACAAUGCAGAGAUAGCAGCAUUUCACCUGGACAGGAUUCUGGAUUUCCGAAGAAUUCCACCUGUGGCUGGACGCCUGGUGAAUAUCACUAAAGAAGUCAGGGAUAUCACGACAGACAAGAAGUUAUAUAGGACUUUUUACAUAUCACCAGCUAACAAUGUCUGCUUUUAUGGUGAGUGCUCCUACUACUGCUCUAUGGAACACGGUUUGUGUGGCAAGCCCGACCUUCUAGAGGGGUCAAUGGCCGCCUUCCUACCAGAUAGUGCACUAGCAAAGAGAAAGUCUUGGCGGAGCCCUUGGAGACGCUCCUAUCACAAGAGUAAAAAGGCAGACUGGGAGCGGAAUCCUAAAUAUUGUGAAACAGUGAAAGUCACCCCACCUUAUAAUAAAGGGACUCGGCUACUGGAACUUAUAGAUCUAAUUGUCCUGGACUUCUUAAUGGGGAAUCAAGAUCGCCAUCACUAUGAGACUUUUGAGAAAUUUGGAAACAACACCUUCCUCUUGCACCUGGAUAAUGGACGAGGGUUUGGCCGUCACUCAUAUGAUGACCUUUCGAUUCUCGCUCCCCUCAAGCAAUGUUGCAGAAUUAAGAGGUCUACUCUACAUCGUCUGCAGCUUCUGUACACCGAACCUUAUCGUCUGAGCGAUGUCAUGCGAGAGUCUCUAUCUUCAGAUCCUCUCACCCCAAUCUUGACAGAACCUCACCUUACUGCCCUGGACCGCAGGCUGGACCUCACCCUUGACUUUGUGAAACAAUGCAUAAGGAGAAAGGGUUACCAACACGUGGUGCAUGAUGAUCUACCAACGUUAUAGCAAACACAUAAAGCUACAUUUCUUACCCUCCCAUAGAAAACACAAAAUGUCGACGCUGCCAUUGUAGACAUUUGUUAUUAGUUUCAUAUACAAUCCAUCCCACCUUUUACACUAGCCUUUUCAUUAGAUCUCAU
Messenger RNA from Pelobates fuscus (common spadefoot toad), 1724 nucleotides. Its product is annotated as extracellular serine/threonine protein kinase FAM20C-like. The record is from RefSeq and is a predicted model, not a curated record. Bases 19 to 1590 code for a protein of 523 amino acids. Gene Ontology annotation, cellular component: Golgi apparatus. Lineage: Eukaryota; Metazoa; Chordata; Amphibia; Anura; Pelobatidae. The transcript is spliced from 10 exons. Gene Ontology annotation, molecular function: phosphotransferase activity, alcohol group as acceptor. Gene Ontology annotation, biological process: protein phosphorylation; enamel mineralization.